CACAGGGCGGGUCGAUUCCUGUUACUUUAAAGAGAGGUUCCGAAUAAGGGAAAUAUGAUCGGGGAAACUUCAGCGCGUGAGGGCGACAUGAUGUUUUAUUACCCCGUCAUGUGACAAGCAUCAUCCAAUCAGUCACGCUGUAAUAAAGAUGAGACCUGUGACUUUAUCCAAAGUGUCGACCAAUCACGAUCAAGCUAGAAAGAAGUAAUACGAAUGGAAAUUUCCAGUGUGCCACAGUUUGUUUUCUGUGCCAAGGUUUAUAUAGAGUAGACUUCGUCUGUCUCCUCAUAACUACCAGCCGACACAGGGCUGGUCGAUUCCUGUUACUUUAAAGAAGCAGAGAAAAAUACCGAAGAAGAUGGGAACAAACCGUGACAUCCCUGCUAUAGAUAUACUAACAAGAUUUUCACGAGAGUGGGGUGGCAUUGCCCGACCACCUGCCAAAGCAUCAAUUGAUGGCCUACAACAGUACCGGUCACGUAUGAGUGACGUCACUACAAGGACUCAAGCUGGCGUUACAAGCGUUCAAGACUACGUGGAUGACGUCGGCAAAGAACUAACUUCAUUAAGUGGCCAGGUGAAAACAUCGUUGGUAGAUAACGUUCAGAUCAUGACUGGGCUAAUCAAUAAAUUUGUCCCCGAAAAGAAACAAGAUGAGAUUCGGUAUGCAGGAUAUAGUACUGAGAAUCCGUACAAUGGUGAAAGUUUUUAUGCAUCAUCACGGAUGAAUGAUAAUGAAAUGAUUGCAAGACAAGCUGAAGAAAAAGCCAAACUGAUUGCACAACAGCAAAAGCUAGCACUGUUCCUGGAAGAAAUGAAACACACCUGCGAAAAAGUAAGAUCUCAUGACGGGAUAGACACAGAGGACAUUAGACGGUUGAAAAGUCACUUGAAAAAUUAUGAUGAUACGUUAGAAACUGAAAAGGAGCGUCAAGAUAGGGAAGAUAAACAGAAAAAAGAAAGAGAAAGAAGGGAAAGGAAGGAGAAAGAACGCAAAAAAGAGGAAGAACGACGAAGAAAUCCAAAAAAUUGGAAACCUCUUGUGUUGACUGACACACCUGAGGGAGAUAUGUUUGCUAACACUGACGUGCUGUGUGUGGUGUAUGCCAUGCAGGGGAGUUUUGAUCACUCAUCACUUCAGUGUGACAACAUGGAAGGACUGACCUCAGACUGGUUUUACAUACCGUACGAGCAGCAGGCGUCGUGUCCUAUGUUGGUCAAAAACAACGGAAAUGGCUCUCUCGAUCUUAAGGUGCCCAUGGAGGUGUACGUGCCAUAUUCAAUCAGCAAGGAUAAAUACGAACCAGAAAUCAAGAUCUCAAUCGACAAUGGAACAUGGAAGUACCCAGAAAAACUUAACAGUCGAAAAAUAGAUGCAUUUCCGGAAGGCGUGAAUUAUAUUGGGACUACGGUUCAGAAUUUCAAAUCAUUCCGACUCAUUGUUGUUGCUGUGCCGAAGAAAAAAGAAAUAGUAGUGGACAAAAACGGAAUUUCCUUCCAGGAGGAUUGCGCGCAUUUUCAAAUUCCCCCAGAAUUCGGAAAGGACAAGAUCAAGUUUGGGGCCUGGACAGACAAUGACCAGGAAAAGAAUGUCAAAAACUUACUGGGCGCACAAGUGCGUAUUGAAGUGGACUGUAUGGAACCAACAACAAAGGACAUCGAUGUCAAAAUAUUCCCCGAACAACUUUCAUCCCACUGCAAGGAACGGAAAGCGAUGGGGGCGGCUGUCAACCAGUAUUUCACAUCGAACAAAGAUCUUUCUAACUUUCGGUUGGAUCCCUUUCUUCAACAUUUACAGACAGAUGGGGUGAUAACCACGAAAGAAUCCAACAAUAACAAGAAUCAAAAGACGAAAGACAAAAAGAUUAAACAUCUGCUGGAGCUGCUGCUUGACAAACCGUCUGCUGCUGAAAAAGUACUGAUGUGCCUUGACAAGUCAGGAAAUGACGGCGUAGCGGAUGAAAUCCGUGAACUGGUCAAGGAAAUUCGUGGAACCCGUGUAGUAGAAGAACAAUGGCAGUCAGUGAUGGUUUACCGUGCGGAUGGCGGAAACUGGGAAGUCCUGGAUCCAAAAUUGGCUGCAAAGCUCAAUAAGAAUUUAGAGUGCACGUUGAGUGCAGGAAAGAGACACUUUGAUCUGGUGUCACUUACGGUCUCUGGUGACUCGUCAGAGACAGAUAUUAAAGGAAUUGCCGACGAGUUUGGAAAAGGAAUGUUUGGGACAACGGUAACUCUCGUCUGCAGACAGAAAGAAGAUGAUUACCAGGCCGAAACGUUCAUACAUGUACUUCCAACGGAGCAAGCACCAAAGGAAAUCAGUCGACUGAAGGAGCAAGGCUACACGCGAGGUCCAAUGGAGCUAGCUGACUUCACUGUCAUGGAUGGAGACAUCGUCGAUUUAUACAUGUCGGGCAACAUUGGUCUUCAACACAAUGGUAGACGAAUUCUGCAAGGAGAGGUGGUGAAAUUCCCCUUCAAAACCCAAAAGGACAUUUGCAAAGUGAACUGUAGUAUAUAUGUCGUAGACAAGACAUGUCCGGAACAGAUGGAUGACGACUGCUACCGAGGUCUACUGCAUUACCGUGUCAAGGCCAGGAAACCUCUAGAGGAGAGGACUGACUCCGUGGAAGUUGUCUGGAUGAAGCCGACACAGCGGUACCUGUCGCACCUGUCAGUGAAUGGGGACAUCCAAGCACUCACGAAAUUCAUCGGUUCAAAGACGACCAACAGACAGGAAAUGCAUAGCAUAUUUACUCAGAUGGAUACACCAAAUGAAGUGAAAGAAAUAGAGACGCGCGUGGAGAAACAAUGCAAGAAUGACACGGACAGUGUCAGAUUCGCGACAACAUUAUACAUAUGGGCAAACCAGAACCAGGAUGAAAAGCAGAAGAAGCUUGAGAAAAUGCUACAUGCUGUCAGACAAUAUCCUUGGUGUAAAGAAGCUCGUCAGUUGGUGACGCUGUACAUGGAUACAGGUGUAUUUUCUGAGGUGUCACUCCUAAGUAUGUCGAAGAUGCUUGGACCGGAAUGGAAGGACUUGGCGAUUGCUCUCAAGCUACCCGAGGCGCAGGUCGACUAUAUCAGGAACAUGAAGCUGAGUGAACAAGACGCGAAGGGGAAGAUGCUGGAUAAAUACCGACUGUCCGACUACGCCAUCAGACUCGGAGACAGACUACCAGGCGAAUUCUUACAGACUCUUCAGCAAUGCAAAUGUAGUGCUGAACUUCUUGCUUACGUGAAAAUGAAAGUAAAGUAAAACUGUUUUGACAUUGUAUCAUGCCGUAUACGUGUGUAACAGCACGGACUGUAAAUCACAAUACAUGUGCAGUAUAUUACAUAUAUAGUAGGUUCAUGUUUGGGUGUAUGACGAUCAUGCGUGUUAAACUGUUGUAUUGAGAUAUUUAGAUAUUGCCUCUAUACCAAUAACCAAUUAUUUUUUUUAAUGUUUUUCACUAUUGAAAUGUUAAAUGGAAACAUUAAAUUUGUAUCACCACAUAUUAACCACAGAAGGGUAAACCUCGUUACAUAUAUAUAGUAUGAAAUCUGUUACUUGUAAAUCAUUGAAUUUUGCAACUAUUUGCUUUAUUAUUUAUUGUAUUUGAUAAACGAUUCAUCUGAAUAAAUUUACACAAGAUAAUUAACUUCACGGCAAGGUCAAGUUUCUUCGCCAAAAACGCAAAAAGUCCAUCUACUAAAUCUUACUGAUGAGUUAUAGUAAUACCGUGCAGUCCCGAUUCUCAAUUAAUGUCCAUAGAUUAACAGACAUGCCUACUGACCUACAACCCUAGUUCUCUCAUUAAUGUCUAUAUAUUUAUUAUUUGUACCUCCCUGUCCUAUAAAUGUCUACUGACCUACAACCCUAGUUCUCUCAUUAAUGUCCAUAUUUUUAUUUUUUGUACCUCCCUGUCCUAUAAAUGUCUCCUGACCUACAACCCUAGUUCUCUCAUUAAUGUCCAUAUUUUUAUUUUUUGUACCUCUCUGUCCUAUACAUGUCUACUGACCUACAACCUUAGUUCUCUCAUUAAUGUCCAUAUAUUUAUAGUUUGUACCUCCCUGUCCUAUAAAUGUCUACUGACCUACAACCCUAUUUCUCUCAUUAAUGUCCAUAUAUUUAUUUUUUGUACCUCCCUGUCCUAUAAAUGUCUACUGACCUACAACCCUAGGUCUCUCAUUAAUGUCUAUAUAUUUAUCAUUUGUACCUCCCUGUCCUAUAAAUGUCUACUGACCUACAACCCUAGUUCUCUCAUUAAUGUCUAUAUAUUUAUCAUUUGUACCUCCCUGACCUAUAAAUGUCUCCUGACCUACAACCCUAGUUCUCUCAUUAAUGUCCAUAUUAUUAUUUUUUGUACCUCCCUGUCCUAUAAAUGUCUACUGACCUACAACCCUAGUUCUUUCAUUAAUGUCUAUAUAUUUAUUAUGUGUACCUCCCUGACCUAUACAUGUCAAUUGACCUACAACCCUAGUUCUCCCAUUAAUGUCUAUAAAUGAACAGUUUGUACCUCCCUGUCUUAUAAAUGUCUAUUGACCUAUACUCCAAGGUCUCCCAUAAAUGCAUAUAUAUUUACAGUUUGUACCUAUAUAUCCUGUAAAUGUCUAUUGACUAUCAAUCCUAGUUCUCCUAUAACUACCAACAUUUACACUAUGGACUUAACAGUUCUGUAACUGUACAAGGUUUGACAGUAGGUACCUGCAGUCCUUGUUCUUCAAAAAUGGAGUUCAUACAGGAAUUUCACUAUGAAAUUUAAGGUCUUUAGGGCCUUUUAAAGUAAAAUUAAGGCGUAACAAUUCACACCAUUUUCACAUUCUCAAAAUACAGAGACCUGUAUGUGUAUUCCAGAUUAAUCUAAACUCAUCAUAUAAAUAUAAAAAAAAUCUCACACUGGUCGUAAGUCCGAAAAUCUAGAAGUCAACAUGAUUUUACUUACUUGUAUUUUCUUAAUUCAUUUCUAUCAGAAUUGCAUCACAAAACCACCAAAAUCAAUAUACAAUAAUUGUUUUAUAUCAUAAUCCAUUUCAAGGCUCAUUUUGACCCCUUUAAUGCAUUUUAGUUAAAAGGUGCUUUUAGGACACUUUCAUCAAUUUCAUAGCAUUUGCAAGGCUUGGUCAACCCAUGUAUAAUUGUCAAUUGAUUCAAUUACCCCUGUCUAAUAUUUGUUUUACUUUUGCUAUUUUACUCUUUGAUAUGAACUCAUGUGACCAUAACUUUGAAAUAUUUUAUGUGUUUAUCGAGAUAUUCAAUAUCUGGUGACGGUUUAUUGUGACACAUGUCUAUACAAGCGACAUAAGUAUUUGCUAUUUUUUCCUAUAGAGGAACAUAUUGUCUAUCGUGUAACAAUAUCUUAUACAUAUAGUUAGACUAGAAAACUCAAAGGUCAUAAUUGACAAUUAGCUAACACUUUUUGCCAAUACGUUUGGUGUUUUGUAUAUGUAUUAAUCAGCAAAUAACAGAACAGAUGUUAAUAUAAUACAUGUAAUAACAGACGUGGUGAAUAAUACUACAAAGUGAUUUCGUAUUAAUCAAAGAUUCUUUUACAUUUUUCUCAAUAUCUCUGAUCGUGUUAGAAGAAAACAUCAAUACGUUACAAACAGUAGUUUGCCUCCGUAGCAUAAAUACAUGUAUGUUCCACCAUAUAGAAGAACUAUAUUAUAAUCACAAUCAUUGACGUAAUUGCUUUUAUAUAUUAUAUAAAAGACUAAAAACAUUGUUUGAAUUUGUUUUA
This is a messenger RNA of Mizuhopecten yessoensis (Yesso scallop), 5720 nucleotides long. RefSeq lists its product as uncharacterized. The record is from RefSeq and is a predicted model, not a curated record. The coding region runs from base 359 to 3256 and encodes 965 amino acids. The transcript is spliced from 18 exons. Lineage: Eukaryota; Metazoa; Mollusca; Bivalvia; Pectinida; Pectinidae.